AUGGAGGAUACCAUCUCGUUGUCCCGGUCGAGCUCAGUUGCCACGUACGGCCAGGUGACGAUGGAACCUAGUGAUCUGGAGAAGGUCAUGUCGCAGCACGAGGACGCAGAUAUUGCAGUCACCAUCCAGGAAAGCGACGAUCCAAAUGUGGUCAACUGGGACGGUCCAGACGAUCCAGAGAAUCCACUCAACUGGCCCGGGAGCAAGAAAUGGAUCAACAUUGCCUUGAUCUCUUCAAUUACCUUCUUGACACCCUUUGCAUCGUCCACUUUUGCCCCCGGUGUUCCCCUGGUGAUGGAGGAAUUCCACGAGGAUAGUCUCGCGGUGGCAUCCCUCGUGGUAUCAAUAUACGUUCUGGGAUACGUUUUCGGCCCUUUGAUCAUUGCACCAGCUUCCGAGCUCUACGGGCGCGUUCCCGUGUACCAUGUCAACACGUUUCUGUUCCUUGUUUUCAGCAUCGGCUGCUCGAGGUCUACCAGCAUCCCGAUGCUGAUUGUGUUUCGCUUUCUUGCCGGCGUGGCAGGCUCCUCCCCGAUCACAGUCGGCUCUGGAACCAUUGCGGAUACUUUCAAACAAGAGCAGCGAGGCAAGGUCAUGUCGAUCUGGAGCUUCCCGAUUCUUUUUGGACCGAGUCUUGGACCAGUUGUAGGGUCAUAUCUGUCGGCCGCGGCUGGCUGGCGAUGGGACUUCUACCUCAUUUCAAUUUGCACCGGAAUUCUCUUCGUGCUCACCGUCGUUUGCCAGCGAGAGACGUACCCGCCUGUUCUUCUCGAACGGAAAGCCAAAAGACUUCGAAAGGAGACGGGAAAUGACAAGCUUCGCUCUGCCCUGCAAUCGCGCAAGACGCCCCGCGAGAUGUUUCUCCUGUCCAUCGUGCGUCCGAUCAAGAUGCUGUGCCUCUCACCCAUCAUCUUCGGGGUGUCCCUGUACAUUGCCGUGACUUACGGCUACCUCUACCUGUUGUUCACCACCGUCACCUUUGUAUUUGAAGAUCAGUACGGCAUUAGCUCCAGCAACGUCGGGUUGGUGUACCUGGGCAUCGGCGUCGGGCAACUGUGUGGACUCACUGGAUUCGGGUACUUUUCGGACAGGUUGCUGAAGAAGUGGGCAAAGGGAGGUGAGCUCAAGCCCGAACUUCGGCUGCCUCUCCUGUGGCCCGGAGCGUUCCUGAUCCCGGCCGGCCUCUUCGUGUAUGGCUGGUCAGCAGAGUACAAGGUACACUGGAUUGUACCCAUCCUCGGGACCUUCUUCUUUGGCGCCGGGAUGAUCAUUACUUUUAUGCCCAUCGGCACGUACCUCGUGGAUUCUUACACUACGUACGCAGCGAGCGCCAUGGCAGCGAACACGGUCCUCCGGAGCAUCGGCGGAGCUCUGUUACCUCUGGCGGGCCGUAAUAUGUAUGCCGCACUAUCACUCGGCUGGGGAAACUCAUUGCUCGCCUUCAUCGCGUUGGCAAUGACUCCGAUGAUCUGGGUCUUUUGUAAGUAUGGAGAGAAGAUCAGAAAUCAUCCGAGGUUCAAACUGAACCUUUGA
Exophiala spinifera is the source of this 1533-nucleotide messenger RNA. RefSeq lists its product as uncharacterized. The record is from RefSeq and is a predicted model, not a curated record. Gene Ontology annotation, biological process: transmembrane transport. Lineage: Eukaryota; Fungi; Ascomycota; Eurotiomycetes; Chaetothyriales; Herpotrichiellaceae. The transcript has 4 exons. Bases 1 to 1533 code for a protein of 510 amino acids. Gene Ontology annotation, molecular function: transmembrane transporter activity.